Portunus trituberculatus (swimming crab) is the source of this 996-nucleotide messenger RNA. RefSeq names its product probable protein S-acyltransferase 16. Bases 279 to 989 code for a protein of 236 amino acids. Gene Ontology annotation, cellular component: endoplasmic reticulum; Golgi apparatus. NCBI's taxonomy places the organism in Eukaryota, Metazoa, Arthropoda, Malacostraca, Decapoda, Portunidae. The record is from RefSeq and is a predicted model, not a curated record. Gene Ontology annotation, molecular function: protein-cysteine S-palmitoyltransferase activity. Gene Ontology annotation, biological process: peptidyl-L-cysteine S-palmitoylation; protein targeting to membrane. The transcript has a single exon.
CCUCACCUCCAACAUCUAACUAACCACUUCCAGCCUCUUCUGGUUGUCACUCCUCGUUUCUCCUUUUUUUAUUAGGUCUCUGUAGAAAUAAAGGUCCACUACAAUACAGUACUUCUCACCUAUAUCGCUCAGUGCAUUCCAGAACAGCGCAACCAACCUUCCUUCUCUGUCCUGUCUUGGCUCGCAGGGAGAACCACAUUAUAACGCAAUCAACAAGCUACAAACUGGCCGAUGAUGACAAGCAACACGUGGACAACGCCCCACGCUCUCGCAUCACCAUGUUUACCGACUCAGGUUCUGUGUCUGUGGAAAUGUUAAGGCAAUACGACACACUCUCCAGCCAGGCCGCGACACGGUGGGAGAACACUGCACGCCCUCCACCGCACCCACUACGGUGCAUCAUGUGGCUGAACUGGGGCUUCAUGCAGUUCCUACCACCAGUGAUAGCUAUCUUUUUCCUUGUGGAUUUACACAAGACUGCGAUUCCGCGUAUAUAUAACGAGUCUGCGUUCCCUGUUCAAGUUCUUCUUUGGGUCUCCAUGACCGUGACCUCAUUCUGUUUCUAUGCCUCGAGCUGGAUCCCUCCCGGCCGAGUGUCGGAGAGGGAGCAGGGAGGCAGAAGGGCACCCAACACCUGGCGUGCCUGUAAGCUUUGCAGACAUGACGUGCCUCCCAUCGCUCGCCACUGUCAGGUAUGCAGGAUGUGUAUCUGGGAGCGCGACCACCACUGCUUCUUCAUUGGGAACUGUGUGGGCAGGGACAACAUCAACGCCUUCAACCUCCUGUGUAUUCUGACGGCGGCGUGCGGCUUCCUGUACCUGGCUGUGGUGAUGGGAGGGGCGGUGCUGCGCGAAAGGGAGCUGCAGCAUGCUGACUGGAUUCUUGGCUUCAUUUGUCUGAGUCUUCUUUUAGGAUGCACCCACAUGUACCUCUACGUAAGGAAUCGCCGCACACGUAUGGUGCAGAGGUUCCCCAUAUUCUUUGAGUGACGGAACA